CCCUCGCGGCGCGCAGUCGUCCCCCGGUACUCGCGAGCGAGUGUCGCUCUCUUUCUCGCAGUCACAGUAGUCAGUCGCGCCGUGUCAUCGAGAGUUUUGUACAUCAUCAUCCUCGUCGUCGUCGUUCGCGAGUGCAGCGAGAGCUGAUCCUCACGGAGAUGUAUCGGCUGAUGGAGAGAUCCCGCGCUGAGCAUGUCCUCGCCGUGGAGGUUCCGUGAGAAGAGGCUGCGAACGAGAGGAAGAGACAGCAGCAGGCGUCGCUAAAGGAGAAUGGAAUCGACGAGCCGGGGGAUCGCCACCUCCGAAUUGAGAAGCCGCAGCAGUAGCAGUAGCAGCAGCAGUAGUCGCGAGUGUUGAGAAACGCGGGUUUACCUUCGGCCUCGCACACAGUCGGAAUUUUAAGGCUAGCCUUGCCCCAACAGCUCUUCAGUCGGCCUCGACACUCUGCAGCUGCAUCGUGGUCCACCGACGUCUAUUCGUUCCGAAAGCUCAAGCCGAGUCCAGAAUUCUUCCUGCAGCCGAGAGAGAGUCUGGUGCGCGAGGGAAAGGCUAUCGGUGAGUUUCGCUCCUCAAUCAUCGUCGCGAGUUUAUGUCACAUCGAUUACAAGACACGGGUUCGUUGUCGUGGCUGCGAAGAAGCUGCUGCAGCGGAGUAGCCUGCGCUACGCUGAAGCUUCGGGAGAACACGCGGCAGCGGAGAAAUGAGGCGGACGUGACGUCACAAUGACAUGAUGAAGAGCCUGGUGGGGAUCAUGUGGAUUGUGUUGGUGCUCAUAUCAGGAUGCUCGGGGAAUCCGGACGCGAAGCGUUUGUACGACGACCUCCUCUCCAACUACAACAAGCUCGUCCGUCCGGUCGUCAACGUGACGGAUGCCCUGACAGUUAAAAUCAAGCUCAAGCUAUCGCAGCUGAUCGACGUGAACCUGAAAAAUCAGAUUAUGACGACGAACCUAUGGGUCGAGCAGUCAUGGUACGAUUACAAGCUCAAAUGGGAUCCGAAGGAGUACGGGGGCGUCGAGAUGCUGCACGUUCCUUCCGACCACAUAUGGAGACCCGACAUAGUUUUGUACAACAACGCCGACGGCAACUUCGAGGUAACCCUGGCGACGAAAGCCACGCUCAACUACACCGGCAGAGUCGAGUGGAAGCCGCCAGCGAUUUACAAGUCUUCCUGUGAGAUCGACGUCGAGUACUUUCCCUUUGACGAGCAGACCUGCGUCAUGAAAUUCGGCUCCUGGACGUACGACGGCUUUCAGGUCGACUUGAGGCACAUCGACGAGGUGCAAGGCAGCAACGUAGUCGACAUAGGCGUGGAUCUCUCCGAGUUUUAUACUUCCGUCGAGUGGGAUAUCCUCGAGGUGCCGGCUGUCAGGAACGAAAAGUUUUAUACGUGCUGCGACGAGCCCUACCUCGACAUCACCUUCAACAUCACCAUGAGACGGAAGACCCUCUUCUACACGGUCAAUCUCAUAAUUCCCUGUAUGGGGAUAUCCUUCCUCACGAUACUCGUCUUCUACCUGCCCAGCGACAGCGGCGAAAAGGUAAGUCUGUCAAUUUCGAUCCUGCUGUCGCUCACCGUGUUCUUCCUGCUGCUGGCUGAGAUCAUUCCGCCGACUUCUCUCGUGGUGCCUCUCCUCGGGAAGUUCGUCCUCUUCACGAUGAUCCUCGACACGCUAAGCAUAUGCGUGACUGUGGCGGUACUGAACGUGCACUUCCGUUCGCCGCAAACGCACGUGAUGAAGCCCUGGGUGCGCCGUGUCUUCAUCCACGUUCUGCCCAGAUUACUGGUUAUGCGCCGUUUCAUUCCCAGGCCGCAGUACCAGAUCGACAAGCGCAGCCUGACGAGCGAUCCGCACGUCGUCGCAGCCGCGGCCGCGGCGGCGCACCAUCACCACGGGGGUAGCGGCGCCGGCAGCCUCUGCGGGCAUCCCUCGCAGCGCGUCAUGGUGCGCACCUGCAACGGCCUGGAGCUCAGGGAUCCGUCCCUCUACGCCGAGGCCUCGGCCUCCGAGCUGCUCGAGUCCUCCGUGCUCUUUCCCAGUCUCGACUCGCGAGACGAACUGAAUCCCAGGUUCAUAGAGCUGGAAGCGAUGAACCUGGGCAGCCAGUGCCGGAUCCACGGCUCGCCGGCGGCGCCGGCACCGACAUCCGCGACAUCGGCCGGCCGGACCUUGCCGACCGAGGACAGCGUCGAGGCCCUCUGCCACAGCCUCAAUCACUGGCAUCAUUGCCCCGAGCUCUACAAGGCCAUCGAGGGCAUACGAUACAUCGCCGAUCACACCAAGCGCGAGGAGGACUCCACCAGAGUAAAGGAGGACUGGAAAUUCGUAGCCAUGGUGCUGGACCGUCUGUUCCUGUGGAUCUUCACGCUGGCGGUGGUGGUCGGCACCGCGGGUAUCAUCCUCCAGGCGCCGACGCUCUACGACGACCGCUUGCCCAUCGACGUGCGACUCUCGGAGAUCGCCUCGACCACUGCCAAACCGCACAUCGUCACGACCCUUUGAGAGGGUCAACACAACUACUACUACUACAACUACUACUACUACUACUCCUACUAUUACUACUAUUACUGCUACUACUAUUACUACUGUUACGACUACUACAGCGACCAGUGCUACUCGUCUUCUUCGCUCGCUACCACCGCUGCUUACGCUACUGCUGCUGCUGCUGCUGCUGCUGCUGGCCUCCUCGUCCAGUCGUCGAUCUUCGCUUAGUCUCGUCCGCGGCUUUGCGAGAGAAUCGUUAAACUGCAGCCGGCUGCAUCGAUCCGAUCGCGUCCGCGUGACUUUUUCAAUCCGCGCAGUCACCGCGCGAGGAGUCCAUCAUUCCUCGCCGACGUUAUACCCCCCUCGCUCCAUAGCACAUAGCUCGAAGAAUAAGGGCAUCCGAUAAAUCUUCGCUCGCUCGCGCGCGAGUCCUGUUUUCGAGGAUAAAGAGAUGUCAAUCGCGCGCCGAAGUCGUUCUCACACACGUUUUACAGCCCCCGGCUCCGCUCAUUUCCGGCUCUCGCGAUUUACUUCGAUCCUCCGAGAGUGUACGGAGGGGACAGAGGAGAGGACAAUGCGCUUCAUCUACUAUAUACGCCAUCUGCACUUUUCGACGAGCUCUCGAUUUAUUUCACGCCGCUCUCGACUCGCGACUAAACGUCGUUAAACGCUUUAUUUGCUCUUUAUCUAUCCACCAGCUCUCUCGAUUCGUUUCCGUGAUUGAAAAUUUUACGUUGCUACUCGCUGCAGUAGUUUUGCUUGGCGCUUUGCAGAGUGAGUCGAAAAAAAAAGUCAAACUUCCCGCCACCGUGAAAUUCGCGAAAGCGCAGAGAAGAAUGCACACAGAACGCGAGAGAGAGAGAGAGAGAGAGAGAGAGAUGCAUCUCUCCUUAACCCACUUUUAAUCAAGGGAGUGCAAGUGACCGCGAGAGAAACCCGCGCCAGCGAACAAAAGGGUAUAUGGACUUAGCCGCAGUCGAGCGCACGUUUCCGCCCUCCUUUGACUUUUUUCAAGGCGAUCGUAUGUAUUUAAACUUCGGGACGUGGUAUCGAAGGAUUUUCAAAGCGAGCAAAAAGCGCAGAGGGAGUAUAGACGGUCCAAAUUUUUUGUGGUUUUUAUCACGAUCCUCUCGGAAGUGCGCGGACGACGACGAUGCGUUUGUAUGUGUGUGUGUGUGUGUGUGUGUGUGAGAGAGACGAGAAUACGUGAGCUGAUGUGUGCGCAUUGUACACGUGAAAGAAGUUCGUUGUAAGGGAAGAGGAGUAAUCGGUUUUGGAGGGAUUAGUCGGUGUACUUAAUCGCGGAGCACGAGCUUGAUUUUAUAAUUCUUUAUACUUUCACGUGUGCAAUAUUCGCUGCAUCGAUGCCUGUACAGUUGCAGAGAACUCGGAUCGAUCACGAGCAAAGGAGGACAACGGAAUCGUUGAAAAGAAUGGAUACUCGGUGAUUAAACAAGUUUGUGACAUCGAGCCUGCGUCAAAAGGGGCCAGAUUAAAAAAAAAAUAAAGAAAAAAAAAAUGAACCAGUAGAUCGAAAAGGAGAAAAACAAAAGCAAAGAGCUGAGUAUGCGAGGUAUGGGAGGGAGAGAAAUCGCUAUAUAAGGGCACACUAACCCUGUUCUCUACUUAUAACGUGCAAUGGAAAUUCUAAAUAAAUCUGCAUCGACGUGUAAAGUUGUAUCGUGUAGGUGCGCGCGAGCGAGGCAGGUCGAGGGGUCCACUCGAGGAAAAUGUGUA
Molecule: messenger RNA, 4223 nt
Organism: Nasonia vitripennis (jewel wasp)
Lineage: Eukaryota; Metazoa; Arthropoda; Insecta; Hymenoptera; Pteromalidae
Gene: nAChRa3
Product: nicotinic acetylcholine receptor alpha 3 subunit
Exons: 17
Coding region: 729-2504 (591 amino acids)
Biological process (GO): nervous system process; signal transduction; regulation of membrane potential
Cellular component (GO): postsynaptic membrane; neuron projection; synapse
Molecular function (GO): acetylcholine-gated monoatomic cation-selective channel activity; transmembrane signaling receptor activity
Source: RefSeq, a predicted model, not a curated record